GAAAACCUCAUGAACACGAAAUUCGAGACCGCCGACCUCCGAUGGACCACUUACCCUGCUGACAAUGGCCAGUGGGAAGAGCUAAGCGGGAUGGACGAGGAGCAGAACAGCGUCCGGACCUUCGAGGUGUGUGGGGUCCACCAACCCAACCAGAACAACUGGCUGCGCACCAUCUUCGUCCCCCGAUCGGGCGCCACGUACGUCUACGCCGAGCUGCGUUUUACCGUGGUGGAGUGCUUCUCCAUCCCGCGGGUCACCCGGGCGUGCAAGGAGACGUUCAACGUUUUUUUCUACGAAGCCGACGCUGACCUGGCCUCAGCCACUUUCCCGCCCUGGAUGGAGAACCCCUAUGUCAAAGUGGACACGGUGGCGGCCGAGCACCUCACCCGCAAGCGGCCGGGCAUGGAGGCCUCCGGGAAGGUGAACGUGAAGACGCUGCGGGUGGGACCCCUCUCCAAGAUGGGCUUCUACUUGGCGUUCCAGGACCAGGGCGCCUGCAUGGCCUUACUCUCCGUCCGACUCUUCUACAAGAAAUGUCCGGCCGUCACCGUCAACUUCACACUCUUCCAGGAGACGGUGCCCAGGGAGCUGGUCAUGCCGGUCACCGGGCAGUGUGUGCCCAACGCCGUCAAGACCAGCUCCCGCCCGCUCAGCAUGUACUGCCGGGAGGACGGGCAGUGGGCUGACCAGGCCAUCACGGACUGCACCUGUGCGGCCGGCUACGAGCCCUCGGAGGAGAGCACCAGGUGCCGAGCCUGCCCGGCGGGGCUGUUCAAGGCCGUCCAAGGGGAGGGGGGCUGCCAGCCCUGCCCCGCCUUCAGCAUGUCCCUCUCCCCGGGCUCCGGCGAGUGCUCCUGCCGCAUCGGCUUCUAUCGGACGGCCAAGGAGCCGGUCACCAAGCAGUGCUCCACCACGCCGUCUGCCCCACGCAGCAUCGUGGCCAAAAUCAACGGCUCGGUGGCCGUGCUGGAGUGGAGCGAACCCCUGGAAAACGGAGGCCGGGACGACGUCUCCUACCACCUCAGCUGCCACGAGUGCCCCGAACGGCAGAGCUGUCGGGAGUGUGCCCGCCUGGCCUACGCCCCCCGGUCUCGGGGGCUGGUGGACCGCACCGUCACCGUGGAGGGCCUGCAGCCCUACAUCACCUACUCCUUCCAGAUCCAAGCGGUCAACGGCGUCUCCGAUCUCAGCCAGAACCCGCCCCAGUCGGAGUCCAUCAAUAUCACCACCAACAAGGACGUCCCCCAGCCGGUGUCCGACAUCCAGCAAACCUCCGUCAGCCCCAGCGGGGUCACCUUGGGCUGGCCACUCGUCCAGCCACCAACGGGCAACAUCUUGGAUUACGAGGUCAAGUAUUACGAGAAGGGGGCCGGUGGACCCAUGUUCGUGAAGACGUCCGAGAACCGGGUGACCCUGUCGGGGCUGCGUCGAGGAUCCGUCUACGUUGUACAAGUCCGGGCCCGAUCGGAGGCCGGUUACGGAGGGUUUGGACCAGAAAAGGCCUUCCAGACCCACGGAGCCGAGUCGGGGAGCAGCACGGAGAAGCUGGCCCUCAUCGUGGGCACGGCGGCCUUGGGGAGCCUCCUCAUCUUGGCCGUGGUGAUCGUGGCCGUGGUCUGCCUCCGGCGCCAGGGGUCCUCGGCCUCGCGGGAGCAAGAAUAUUCGGACAAACCUGGACAAUACUUGAUUGGGCACGGUGAGUGGCAGAAAAGAUUCGUGCCGGGCAAGAAGGAGGUCUACGUGGCCAUCAAGACCCUGAAGGGGGGCUACACGGAGAAGCAGCGGAGGGAGUUCCUGAGCGAGGCCAGCAUCAUGGGCCAGUUCGAGCACCCCAACAUCAUCCGGCUGGACGGGGUCAUCACCAACAGCGUCCCCGUCAUGAUCAUCACCGAGUUCAUGGAGAACGGCGCCUUGGACUCCUUCCUGCGGUUGAACGACGGUCAGUUCACGCCCAUCCAGCUGGUGGGGAUGCUGCGGGGCAUCGCCUCCGGCAUGCGCUACCUCUCCGACAUGAGCUACGUGCAUCGCGACUUGGCCGCCCGUAACAUCCUGGUCAACAGUAACCUGGUUUGCAAAGUUUCUGAUUUCGGGCUGUCUCGUUUCCUGGAGGAAAACUCGUCAGAUCCAACCUACACCAGCUCUUUGGGGGGGAAGAUCCCGAUCCGCUGGACGGCCCCCGAAGCCAUCGCCUUCCGCAAGUUCACCUCCGCCAGCGACGUGUGGAGUUACGGCAUUGUGAUGUGGGAGGUGAUGUCCUUCGGAGAGAGGCCGUAUUGGGACAUGUCCAAUCAGGAUGUGCCGGGCAAGAAGGAGGUCUACGUGGCCAUCAAGACCCUGAAGGGGGGCUACACGGAGAAGCAGCGGAGGGAGUUCCUGAGCGAGGCCAGCAUCAUGGGCCAGUUCGAGCACCCCAACAUCAUCCGGCUGGACGGGGUCAUCACCAACAGCGUCCCCGUCAUGAUCAUCACCGAGUUCAUGGAGAACGGCGCCCUGGACUCCUUCCUGCGGUUGAACGACGGUCAGUUCACGCCCAUCCAGCUGGUGGGGAUGCUGCGGGGCAUCGCCUCCGGCAUGCGCUACCUCUCCGACAUGAGCUACGUGCACCGCGACUUGGCCGCCCGUAACAUCCUGGUCAACAGUAACCUGGUUUGCAAAGUUUCCGACUUCGGGCUGUCUCGCUUCCUGGAGGAAAACUCCUCGGAUCCAACCUACACCAGCUCUUUGGGGGGGAAGAUCCCGAUCCGCUGGACGGCCCCCGAAGCCAUCGCCUUCCGCAAGUUCACCUCCGCCAGCGACGUGUGGAGUUACGGCAUUGUGAUGUGGGAGGUGAUGUCCUUCGGAGAGAGGCCGUAUUGGGACAUGUCCAAUCAGGAUGUGAUCAACGCCAUCGAGCAGGACUACCGCCUGCCGCCCCCCACGGACUGCCCCACCUCCCUGCACCAGCUGAUGCUGGACUGCUGGCAGAGGGACCGCAACGCCCGGCCUCGCUUCGCCCAGAUCGUCAGCUCCCUGGAUAAGCUGAUCCGGAACCCCGCCAGCCUCAAGAUCGUCUCGCGGGGAAACGGAGGGCCGUCCCACCCUCUGCUGGACCAGCGGCUGCCCCAUUACUCCUCCUUCGGCUCGGUCAGCGACUGGCUGCACGCCCUCAAGAUGGACCGCUACGAAGACAGCUUCGCCAACGCCGGCUUCACCUCCUUCGAGCUGGUCAGCCAACUCUCGUCCGAGGACCUGCUCAGAAUCGGAGUGACCUUGGCGGGACAUCAGAAGAAGAUCCUGUCCAGUGUCCAGAACAUGCGCGUCCAGGGCAAGGCUGGCACCUCCACAGCGGCCAAAGCGGGACAGUACUGA
This is a messenger RNA of Protobothrops mucrosquamatus (brown spotted pit viper), 3348 nucleotides long. It is a transcript of the gene EPHB4, whose product is annotated as EPH receptor B4. Gene Ontology annotation, cellular component: neuron projection; plasma membrane. Lineage: Eukaryota; Metazoa; Chordata; Lepidosauria; Squamata; Viperidae. The coding region runs from base 10 to 3348 and encodes 1112 amino acids. Gene Ontology annotation, biological process: protein phosphorylation; central nervous system projection neuron axonogenesis; axon guidance. The record is from RefSeq and is a predicted model, not a curated record. The transcript is spliced from 17 exons. Gene Ontology annotation, molecular function: transmembrane-ephrin receptor activity; ATP binding; protein binding.